AUGACGAAUCCGCCCCAAAUCAAAGCCGCGCCGGCGACGACGGACCUUCACCUCCACGCCAAUGGGGGCUGCACCGGCUUCGAUGAGGCCUCUGCCUCCACGUCGACGGGGGAGGAGGUCAGCUGGUGCCGCCCCAAAAUCGACGCCGGCCGCGGCGACGGAGCUUCCAGCUCCGCCUUGAAGAAGAUGAAACAACCGCGAUGGGUAGGGAAUGGGGAAAAGGAAAAUUUUUAA
Molecule: messenger RNA, 234 nt
Organism: Miscanthus lutarioriparius
Lineage: Eukaryota; Viridiplantae; Streptophyta; Magnoliopsida; Poales; Poaceae
Source: the annotation of a GenBank genome assembly